Molecule: messenger RNA, 1017 nt
Organism: Dioszegia hungarica
Lineage: Eukaryota; Fungi; Basidiomycota; Tremellomycetes; Tremellales; Bulleribasidiaceae
Exons: 1
Coding region: 1-1017 (338 amino acids)
Source: RefSeq, a predicted model, not a curated record
AUGUCUGGUGACGCCAGCUUCUCGAUGACGGUCGAUGACAUUGUGUGGGUGCAGGGCGAGGUCAGGAAGGAGCUCAUCGAUGCCAUCGCCGCCCAGAAUCGUGAAAUCGACGCCCGGAACAGCGAGGUGAUGCGGUUCCUCGCCGAUCACGAUCGUUUCUCCAGCCUCGAUUCCGAGUUGGCCGCUCUGAAGGCAUACUCAAGUGCUUUGCCCACAAGGGAAAUCAACCGAGCCGAAACGGCGGCAUUCCACAAAGUCUUACAGUGGCUGACUGAUGCCAAGACUGUGGAUGCUUGGGCCGAUCAAAGGUUCCAGAUAAGGGACAACCUGGAAGCCAGAAGAGCCGAUGCCGCAAGGGAUUGGUUGAGGUCCACCUCAGAGCAGGGUCAAAACGAAGUACGCCAGAGCCCUGACGUACUUCGCCUCUCGUUGGCAGUGCCACACUCAUUAUGGGAAAGCGCCGUUCAGCACCUGCCCGUUGGGGAAACAAGCGUCUCGCUGCCUCCCAGGGGCAAUCGCUACCCUACGGGCAUCACCGUCACGCCUACUCUGUCCAAUUCUGACGGCGACGCCGGUGUUGCGGAAGAGCGGACUGCGAUCAUCCACGACAUCUGUGAGCCCUUCGAAACGGAGAAUGAAGAAGGCCUCGAGGAGAAACUGGAUAGCUAUCUCAAGCAGAUUGGCGAAGCAGAGCGCCUGCUCAUCCAGCGUGCCAUUCCAUCGACGCAGCAUGUUGGCAAAUCGGAGACAGGCGUGGACGACCGAGGUGAGACUGUGCAACUACGAGCAGCGAGAGCGGUCAACAAGUCAAUCCGAGAGAUCUUCGACCGAUCGCAGGCGAAAUGGCCGGGCUUCGAAGGACUGGCAGGCAGGGAGAGCAUGGAUACCCACCUGACGGGGCUGGAGCACAUCUUGUGGCGUACCUUCAGAGACGAGGAGGCCGAGCACGAAUUCUACGCUAAUCAGGCUGACGAGGGGGCCUCGGAUGCAGGCGACCACAUGGAGGUUGACGAGUGA